Molecule: messenger RNA, 1519 nt
Organism: Nilaparvata lugens (brown planthopper)
Lineage: Eukaryota; Metazoa; Arthropoda; Insecta; Hemiptera; Delphacidae
Product: methionine aminopeptidase 1
Exons: 10
Biological process (GO): proteolysis
Molecular function (GO): metalloaminopeptidase activity
Source: RefSeq, a predicted model, not a curated record
AGAUUGUCAUUGUUCCACUAUACAAGAUACCGAUCUUUAGGUAUGACAUAUUUUUACAAAUCCAGUGACUGAUUUUAAUUUUUUUAAUAUUCAUUUUAAUCAUUUUUUUUCUCAGUUUUAUAGUUUAUAGUUUUCUAUCAUUCGAAAACUCAAAUCACAGCUGAUCUUAUUUUUCUUUACAGUCAACUUUUGGUCAUUUUGGCAUCAAGUUCCAGAAAGCUAAAUUUAAAAAUGGCGACCACCCCACAAUCACGAGGGUGUGAAUCUCCGGGUUGCGAUAAAAGUGCUAGUUUACAGUGUCCAACUUGUAUGAAACUAGGAAUACAAGGCUCAUACUUUUGCUCUCAAAGCUGCUUCAAAGAAAACUGGAAAUCUCAUAAGGUUCUGCACAAGAUAGCACAGGGUGAACCAAUCGAUGGAUCAGAAAGUAAGGAUAAAGAGUACAAUCCUUGGCCUCAUUUUAGGUACACAGGUAAACUUCGUCCGUUUCCACAGAGUAAAAAGCGUGUGGUGCCAGCAAGCAUACCGCGGCCUGACUAUGCCGACCACCCUGGAGGUGUGCCUCGCUCAGAACUCGAAAUGAAGAUGCAGGCAACUCACAUCAAGACGCUCUCUGAUGAGGAGAUCGAGGGAAUGCGAGUCGCCUGCAAGCUGGGUAGAGAGGUGCUGGACGAGGCAGCGAAGGCGAUAGGCGUGGGCGUCACGACGGACGAGAUCGACAGGAUAGUGCAUGAGGCGUGCAUCGAGCGAGAGUGCUACCCCUCGCCUCUCAACUACUAUCAGUUCCCGCGCUCCUGCUGCACCAGCGUCAACGAGGUCAUCUGCCACGGCAUUCCCGAUCUCAGGCCGCUCCAGAACGGCGACAUUUGCAAUGUUGAUGUUACUGUGUAUCACAGGAACUUCCAUGGCGAUCUUAAUGAGACAUUUUUGAUAGGAGAAGUCAGUGAAACGGCCAGGAAGCUCACUCAAGUGACUUGGGAAUGUCUGGAAAAAGCUAUUAGUAUAGUUAAGCCGCAUGAAAAAUAUAGGGACAUAGGAAAUGUGAUUCAGAAGGUCAAUUCAUCGUAUUAGGUAUCAUGUUUAUGUUCUGGUGUCCUUGUAAUUUGAAUCACUAAUAUCCAUUCACCUAUGUAUGCCAAAAACAAAGUUAUUGGAAUUAUGAAACCUGGACAUUGUUUCACCAUAGAACCAAUGAUUUCUCAAGGAGCGUGGCGCGACGACACGUGGCCGGACAAGUGGACAGCGGUGACCAUUGAUGGCCUGCUCUCGGCGCAGUUCGAGCACACGCUCCUUGUCACCGACACCGGAGUCGAAGUGCUCACAAAGCGCAACUCGAACAACGGCCAACCCUACUUCAUGGACUAGUGCCUUCUUGCCUUCUUCGCCUCAGUGUCAUCACGUUCCCAACAACUAUAUCAAACAUUUUACAAUCCUCUUCAAAUUAAUCAGUCGGACCUUAUUUAUAUUGCUGUUCAGUUUUGUUGUUUUUUGACGAUUGAAAUAAAAAAUUGGAACUUGA